CAUAAGGCCACUUUGGAGAAUUCAUUUAUCUCCCCAAAAAAAUGUCUGCCUUGUUUUUAUCACCUAUUCUGUGGUUACUGGUUUCACAUCGGAUUUGAAAAUUCAAAAUUGAAAAUAGUCACUACGACACUACAUACGGUUUAACAGUUUAACACUAUAACGAUGAAAACUCUUUCCGAAAAUAAUAUUAAGAUUUCGGACAAAAUGUCCAACAAAAAAGGUGCCAGAAAGUUCUUGCAAACACUGCAGCCGUCUGGCGGCGAUAAAGAAAAUUUGGUUGGGUCUGGCAGAUUUCAUGAACACAAUUCUGAUCCUAAUAUAUUGAAGACACAAUUUAAGACUGAAGUAGAAGUUAAAUCCGAGGAAAGAAAGUCUGGAGUUGCAAAAGUGAAUCCAUCUCUCUACAAGAAGUUAAUUAUUGAAGAUCUUACUAGCACUGCUGGUCCUAGUGAACAAUAUUGGAAGGUUAUUGCAGAACGUCGUAGAAAGGCUUUGGAAGAAGUACUUGAACAAAAUCGUAAUUUACAUACCGUAGUCAUGGCAUUGGAAGAAGAAAAUGCAUCUUGUAAAAAAUUACUUGAACAAACAACUGAUCUUGUUAACACGUUAAAGGAAGUACUUAACGAUUUAGACGGUACAUCAACUGAAGAUGAUGUCGAUAAUGACAUUUCAUCAAUCAACUCAAAUCAAAGCAACAAUGAUUUUUCUGGAAGUGAAUCUGAAUAAUUUUUUUCUAAAUUUAACAUAAUUUUUUUUUCAAAUUAUUCAAUUGAUUUUUUUUGUUACCAAUUCAUUUUGAAUUAAACUUAAUUUUAUCAAUAUUUUUUUAUGUAAAUAUCCAUUAUUGAAUACAUAUGAAAACAAUCAUGAUCUGUCAAUCUAUAAAUUUUAAACUGGAUUGGUUUAAAAUAUAUUGUACCCAUAUUGAAAUAAUAAACUC
This is a messenger RNA of Myzus persicae (green peach aphid), 940 nucleotides long. Its product is annotated as geminin-like. The record is from RefSeq and is a predicted model, not a curated record. The coding region runs from base 163 to 726 and encodes 187 amino acids. NCBI's taxonomy places the organism in Eukaryota, Metazoa, Arthropoda, Insecta, Hemiptera, Aphididae. The transcript is spliced from 5 exons. Gene Ontology annotation, cellular component: nucleus. Gene Ontology annotation, biological process: negative regulation of DNA replication; negative regulation of cell cycle.